CGUGUCGGUGCUGACCAAUCAUGGCUCACUCCAAUCCGGCCUGACGGGCUCUCUGAACCAAUAGUUUUCCACCUCUCGGAUCACUGAACAACGAGAUACGACUGACCUCUCCAGAGUGGGCGAAGGUGCGGCAGAGGUAGGGGGAGUGGGAAGAAUGUCGACCAAUCGCCUAUUAAGGAUUCUCUGAGCGAAGUUUCCGUGCCCCAAUGGAUGUUUGAGAUAGCGGAUUGGGCCUCUUCUAGCCCAAUCGAAGGUGGUAGAGAUGAGGGAAGAAGCAUAUGAAGGCGGGGACAGGGGAGAGGAGGAGGAAGAGUGCAUUUUGUUUAUGGGCGGCAACCUCACGAGGGGCGCCCCAUUCUGAUUGGCUCACUGAAGCCAAGAGUGGCAUAAGAACAACCCAAUAGCGGAAAAAGAUAGAGGGUUCGCGGCGUGAGGUACCCAAUGUGGGCCUUCUGCCGAAGAAGUAGGGGCGGGGGGAAGUUUAGGAGUUGAGGAAAGAAGAUUAAAGAGCGCGAGGAGAUCUCACAGACCAGUGGAAUACAGGCCUUUUGCAUAUGAAGAUCAGGUGACAAGUUAACUGUCUACCAGCCUCCAAAGCAAUACGCCCUUUCAUGAAUACACAACGCAACCAGAUUAUGGAAGACUUUAUAAACCAAACACAUUGAUAAUUCUACAUGAUUGGGAAUCAUUACAGGAAAUAAGUCACACAAAAAGGAGUAUUAAGAAUUGCCCUUUGAGACUCUGAAGGCUGAAGCUUUGGAUAAAAUUUGAAGUCCAAAGAAUAAAAAUAACACUGUUGAAAAGAGAAUGGAUAUUCAUUGAUAUUCAUUUAAUACCACAAGAAGUCCAGGUGUGAAGUGUUCAAUUAACUCCUGGGGGUAAGCUUUAGUGCCUGGUAGAUUGCACGUCUGUCUGUGCCCCAUAGCUGCACAGGCCUCUGCCUAAGUACAGCUCAUCUUCACAAAUGCCUGUAGUGAGCUUGAUUUCUGGAAAUGUCCAAAUAAUGACUGCCUGAAGUUACAUUUAGAGACUAAAAUCACUGCACCUUAAAAACAAAAGAUUGAGCUGCACUGCAUUCCUAAUGUUUCACCAUCACUAACUGGAUAUUUCUCACAACAUUGCUGUCUGGGAUUCAACAGUGGACUGGAUGAAGCAGAAGAAUGUAUUAGCAAGAUGGAAGACAAAGCAAUGGAACUCAUCCAAACAGAGCAGCAAAAAUAUAAAAAAUUGAAUGAAGACAAGGUGUUUUCUGUGGAAGGGCAGUGAAAAAGGUGGAGGAAGCAGUGACUGGCACUUUUCCUCCACGCUUUGAGAGAAAGAGAAUUGGCUGGAAUAAAACCUUGCUUUCCAUAUGGUCGACUUGAAACAGCAUUGAAAAGUGAAGGAUACAGAGGCACUUAGAACUUCAGUUACUCCCUGAGGACCAGUCUCUCUUUCCUUGACCAUCAGUCUGUGGCCUGCCCCUUCUCUUUCUAUGCAGCCGCUCUCUGUUCCCUGCCCCAAUGAACAUCUGCACUAGGCCCAAGCCUUGGAGUGAUUUACCUGAAGAGUGACACCAUUGAUUUGGAAACUACUAUGAGGAAACUGAAGCCCAGAGAGGUGAAGUGAGGUGCCCAAGGCCACACAGCAAGUUAGAGGCACAGCUAGUACCAUAGCUCAAGUCUCCUGACUCCCAGUCCAGUGCUCCUCCCAUUACUCCACGGGUCCUGUCUCUAAGCUUCCUGACAAAUGCUAGAACGGAAGAAACCCAAGACAGCUGAAAACCAGAAGGCAUCUGAGGAGAAUGAGAUUACUCAGCCGGGUGGAUCCAACGCCAAGCCGGGCCUUCCCUGCCUGAACUUUGAAGCUGUUUUGUCUCCAGACCCAGCCCUCAUCCACUCAACACAUUCACUGACAAACUCUCACGCUCACACCGGGUCAUCUGAUUGUGACAUCAGUUGCAAGGGGAUGACCGAGCGCAUUCACAGCAUCAACCUUCACAACUUCAGCAAUUCCGUGCUCGAGACCCUCAACGAGCAGCGCAACCGUGGCCACUUCUGUGACGUGACGGUGCGCAUCCACGGGAGCAUGCUGCGCGCACACCGCUGCGUGCUGGCAGCCGGCAGCCCCUUCUUCCAGGACAAGCUGCUGUUGGGCUACAGCGACAUCGAGAUCCCAUCCGUGGUGUCGGUGCAGUCGGUGCAAAAGCUCAUUGACUUCAUGUACAGCGGCGUGCUGCGCGUCUCGCAGUCGGAAGCCCUACAGAUCCUCACGGCCGCCAGCAUCCUGCAGAUCAAAACAGUCAUCGAUGAGUGCACGCGCAUCGUGUCGCAGAACGUGGGCGAUGUGUUCCCGGGGAUCCAGGACUCCGGCCAGGACACGCCACGGGGCACUCCCGAGUCAGGCACAUCGGGCCAGAGCAGCGACACUGAGUCGGGCUACCUGCAGAGCCACCCGCAGCACAGCGUGGACAGGAUCUACUCGGCACUCUACGCAUGCUCCAUGCAGAAUGGCAGCGGUGAGCGCUCCUUCUACAGCGGUGCGGUGGUCAGCCACCACGAGACUGCACUCGGCCUGCCCCGUGACCACCACAUGGAAGACCCCAGCUGGAUCACGCGCAUCCAUGAGCGCUCGCAGCAGAUGGAGCGCUACCUGUCCACCACCCCCGAGACCACGCACUGCCGCAAGCAGCCCCGGCCGGUGCGCAUCCAGACCCUGGUGGGCAACAUCCACAUUAAACAGGAGAUGGAGGACGAUUAUGACUACUAUGGGCAGCAAAGGGUGCAGAUCCUGGAGCGCAACGAAUCCGAGGAGUGCACGGAAGACACCGACCAGGCGGAGGGCACCGAGAGUGAGCCCAAGGGCGAGAGCUUCGACUCGGGCGUCAGUUCCUCCAUAGGCACCGAGCCUGACUCUGUGGAGCAGCAGUUCGGGCCGGGGGCAGCGCGGGAUGGCCAGGCCGAACCUGCCCAAGCCGAACAGGCCACGGAAGCUCCUGCCGAGGGCGGCCCGCAGCCGCACCAGCUAGAAACAGGUGCCUCCUCCCCGGAGAGAAGCAACGAGGUAGAGAUGGACAACACGGUCAUCACUGUCAGCAACAGCUCCGACAAGAGCGUCCUGCAGCAGCCUUCGGUCAACACGUCCAUUGGGCAGCCAUUGCCAAGUACCCAGCUCUACUUACGCCAGACAGAAACCCUCACCAGCAACUUGAGGAUGCCUCUGACCUUGACCAGCAACACACAGGUCAUUGGCACAGCCGGCAACACCUACCUGCCGGCCCUCUUCACUACCCAGCCCGCGGGCAGUGGCCCCAAGCCUUUCCUCUUCAGCCUGCCACAGCCCCUGGCAGGCCAGCAGACCCAGUUUGUGACAGUGUCCCAGCCCGGCCUGUCGACCUUUACUGCACAGCUGCCAGCGCCACAGCCCCUGGCCCCAUCCGCAGGCCACAGCACAGCCAGUGGGCAGGGCGAAAAAAAGCCUUAUGAGUGCACUCUCUGCAACAAGACUUUCACCGCCAAACAGAACUACGUCAAGCACAUGUUCGUACACACAGGUGAGAAGCCCCACCAAUGCAGCAUCUGUUGGCGCUCCUUCUCCUUAAAGGAUUACCUUAUCAAGCACAUGGUGACACACACAGGAGUGAGGGCAUACCAGUGCAGUAUCUGCAACAAGCGCUUCACCCAGAAAAGCUCUCUCAAUGUGCACAUGCGUCUCCACCGGGGGGAGAAGUCCUAUGAGUGCUACAUCUGCAAAAAGAAGUUCUCCCACAAGACCCUCCUGGAGCGACACGUGGCCCUGCACAGUGCCAGCAACGGGACCCCUCCCGCGGGAACACCCCCAGGUGCCCGCGCCGGCCCCCCGGGGGUGGUGGCCUGCACCGAGGGGACCACUUACGUCUGCUCCGUCUGUCCAGCAAAGUUUGACCAAAUCGAGCAGUUCAACGACCACAUGAGGAUGCACGUGUCUGACGGAUAAGUAGUUAUCUUUCUCUCUUUCUUAUGAACAAAACAAAACAACAAAAAAGAAACAAACAAACAAAAAAAGCUAUGGCACUAGAAUUUAAGAAAUGUUUUGGUUUCGUUUUUACUUUCUGUUUUUGUUUUUUGUUUCGUUUCAUUUUGUACUACAUGAAGAACUGUUUUUUGCCUGCUGGUACAUUACAUUUCCGGAGGCUCGGGUGAAUGAUAGUUUUCCCAGCCUCCCUCGGAUGGUGGCCUUAAGGCCUGGUAGUGCUUCAAGAGGUCCACUGGUUGGAUCUCUAGCUACUGGCCUCUAAAUACAACCCUUCUUUACAAAAAAAAAAAAAAUCUUUAAAAAAAAAAAAGUAAAAAAAAAAAAUUUUUUUUUUUCACUUGUGAAGAGCACUACAAAAAAUCUAUAACAAAAUCUAAAAGGCCUACUGUCUUUAAGUACACCGCUUGCAGUGUUUCAGUGGACAUUUUCACAAUUCUGGCCGCUCGGACUUCACAGUAACCAGUUAAAACUGUGGAAUAUCGCUUCUGGUUGAAAACCCAGAGGAAAGGCCCUGCUGUUUUCCACCUACCACGUUGUCUGAUUUCAUAAAAGGGCUGGGGGGGAUGGGAACGGGCAGUGGGUCGGGUGGUGUGGGAAAGGCGAAUGGCAGGCUUCUCCCCCAGAUUCUGCUGAGUCCGCACCCCCUGGCCCACCUCCUUCAUAUCCCCCCUUUCAGCAGAAGCCAGGAAGACUUGGACAAGCAUCAAGCAACAGUGGCUAUCGUAUUUAUUCAGUGUCUUCGCUGAGCCACAGCCUCAGCACAAUCAAGAGGGACUUUCAUGAAAGGCAGGAAUGCAGAUAAAACAAAGAUAUCAGAGGUUUGCACCUAUGUUUCUAGGUACAAGAGAAGGAUUAUUUCCAACAAUCUUUGCAAAAAAAAAAAACAAAAAAAAAGUGUCAGGAUAUAUUCUUGUGGAAGAGAAAAAGAAAGAGAAAUGGAGGGGGGGGGGGAAUAAUAAAAAGUUCUUGAGGCUUUUUUAAUUCAAAAUUUUAUAGAGGGGCAAAAGUGACGUUUACCAGAUAGAAUGCUGAUUUUUUUAAUAUAUUUACGACAGUAUUUGUGUAAAAAAAAAAACAAAAAAAAGUGAGAUUGUUAAAAGUAAUUUUUUUUUCGUUUUGGUUUUGCAUACACUGCCACCGAUCCCUUCUCUUUUCUUUUAUUUCACACACGUAUAUAUAUUUUUUGGUAAGUCAAGACUGUUAAGGUUAGCGCUACUGCUUCCAGAUAGAAAGAAUAAAAGGCAAUUAAAGUUAUAUUUGAAAGAGAGGAAGGAUAUUUUCUUCAUAUUUUUUUUAAUUUUUCUUAAUUUUUAUUAUUUUAAGUAUUGCCUGGGUUGCUGAGGGCCUCUGUGGCCAGCCCAUCCCUGCUGUAAUUUGAACCUGCUGCUUUGUAUUUUGAUACGUAGUUCUUUGACUUUUAGCAAAGCGUUAAGUUGCUCCACUGAAUAUUUUUUUCAACUGAUCCAUCUAGAAUUCUGUUCUUUUUCAUGGGAGGACUUUAUCUUUCAGAAACAGAUUCCUUGCUUCUCUAUAAGUUCAUUGAGAUCUUAUGAUUCUAGAAUUUCUAUUGACUUUACUUCUUUUCUUUAAGGAAACGCUAGUAGUCUAGAGGCCGUGACAAAUGGGUUUUCCUUUUGUGGUCAGCCAGGAGGAGGAGUUCAGGCCUCCUCACCCUUCACAACUACAGAGAGCAGCGUUAUCAGAAGCCUGGUACAGAUCAGGAUGCCUUGAUGCCAAAAUUACUUUCUUCCUUUCAAAUGUCACCUUCUGACUAUUUC
Messenger RNA from Lynx canadensis (Canada lynx), 5771 nucleotides. RefSeq names its product zinc finger and BTB domain containing 20 (gene ZBTB20). Gene Ontology annotation, molecular function: DNA-binding transcription factor activity, RNA polymerase II-specific; protein binding; RNA polymerase II cis-regulatory region sequence-specific DNA binding. Lineage: Eukaryota; Metazoa; Chordata; Mammalia; Carnivora; Felidae. The transcript is spliced from 20 exons. The record is from RefSeq and is a predicted model, not a curated record. The coding region runs from base 1729 to 3954 and encodes 741 amino acids. Gene Ontology annotation, biological process: regulation of transcription by RNA polymerase II.